CACGUAGACCAGCCAGCCUAAUAUCACAAACUCGUCCUUGAAUAACGUCUCGUAUUGAUGUCGCGCGCAAGUAUAUUUUUGACACCGCGCGCGUCACUUCGGCGCGUCCACUUCAGAUGUCGCCCCGUGUACGAUCAGCGGAGAUCUUCGCGGGCACUCGGUGCAAAAGACAACGCGUAGCGCCCGCAGUUACGGUGGCGUAUGAGGGUACGAUGACCCGCUUGUUCGCGCGUUAUGUGCUCGUUCGUCGCGAUUGCGUCGUAGUACGUCAAAGCAGAUAUUCGCUUUAUCGCUUGUACAAAGCGGUAGGGAAGGAGGUGGGAGAACGUAGACGGCCGCUGAGCCACCGCGCAGACUCUUAUUUUGUUCGGCGGGCGAGGGGUGGCCGGAGACGGACGCGCGUUUACGGGGCAUGGCGUGGUGCGCGUUCUAGUAAACAAGUUGUGUGCGAGUCGCGCGGGGAAUCUGCGCCCCGAGUUAAUCGCGAUAUUUAUUCUCCGGCGUGGCCGUCCCGUCGCGCGCCACGACGAGUCGCGUAGCUGUCGUCGUCGUCGUCGCUGCCGCCGCCGCCGCCGCCGCCGCCGCUGCCGCCGUCGUCACCCGUUUGAAACUUUCGUUAUUCUUAAUACGGAGGUUAGGGUAAUAAGCGGAUUAGCUCGGACACAGUGAGCCGAUCGCGGACCGUCCUGUGUGCUAUGAAUACGUGUGUACGCGAGUGUGAGUGUCGCUCGUGUUUGCGGAGGAAAGUGUUGACGGUGUUCACCGGUCCCGGAUCUCUAACGAGGCGACGACUUUCGGUCGUGGCCGAGGAGCGAGGGAGUUGAUGCGUGAUGACUUCGGCACACAUCUUGGAAUCCCCGCCUGGACGCCGCGAUUCGGACGUCAGGCCGUUGUUUGAGCUUCAGCGAGCAGGCGACAACGGCGUUAUAGCGAGCGCGCACUGAUCGCUGCCAAGAUUCCCCGGUCAGCUCGGCGAGGAGCAAGUUUCGAAUUGGCACGCACGCCGAAUUGGCGCGUGUUCCGUGCGCUCAAUGGGAUCGUCUGGAGCGGUGACCUGGCGGUGCCGAUCCUCCAACACCACGGUUGGCUGAUAUCUCGCGUUCCCGCGAGUGAGCGAGCGCGUGCGUACGUGCGUGCGUGCGUACGUGCGUGCGUGCGUGCGGCGUGCGUGCGUGCGCGCGCGCGCUGUCCCUCGCGUGUGACUCUCCGCGUCUACUCUCGUGGCACGCCCACAAAGUCUCCCGUGGACCGCGCGCGCGGUUGCGAGAGGGUCAACGAAGCCGACAAACACGCCUCGGACCACGCCGAGAAGAGAUGCGCGAAAUCUUCGCACGGACGCCGGCUCUAUCGCCACAUUGACGCUCGAACCCUCCACUCGCGCGCGCGCGCGCGAGAGAGACGAAUAGGGAACCAAAGAGAGGCUGGAAGCGAAGGUCCAGUUGCCGUGUCGACGGCGAAGAGAUGCGAGCGGGACGCACCGCUGCUACACCCUUGCACUGAAUUCGUGCGACGUGCCUCGCAGUCGUCUCGUUUCGUUGUGAGAUAGAGAAACGAAGGAAGAGACACACAGAGAGAGAGAGAGAGAGAGAGACAGAGAGAAAGAGAGAGAUUUCGUUCUUUUUUAGAAGGAACAAGCAACAUGAAGUCGGCCGCGUGCUGUACGCGCAAACUUCGCGGCACAGCGACGUUCAACGAGGACGAACCGAGUGCUGUGCCUUCUUCUUCUUCUUCCUCCUUUUCCUGCUCCUCCUCCUCCUCUUCCUCUUCUUCGGAAGCUCGCUCCAACACCUGCCACUGCCAUUGUCCAUGGAGUCGUGGCGCGUUCGAGGACGCACUCGCGUCGCCGUCGUCGACGUCGGCGUCGGUGUGUGAGCGUCUUCGUGACCGAACCGACCGCGAUCUGUUGGACGCGAUACGGACAGAGGACGACCUCGUGUUCGGCCGCCGGCACGGCCGACCGAGGCGGAAACGCGACGGAAACGAUUCGCCGACGAAUCACUCGAAAGCGACUGAUCAAAAGCGCGAUAGAACUACCAAGUGCGAACAAGUUCCGCUCUGCGAAUCUUCCGCGAGAUGUGCUUCGAGCGUCGUGCGGUGGAGUUCCGUGGCGAAAUUCGUAGGCAGAUCGAAGUCGUGGAGAAGACUCUUCGCGAUCAUCUUCCUGAUACUCGCGUUACCCGGCCUUGUAGCGGCGCAAAGACGCACCGCCAUCGGUCCCUCCAAGAAAGACGGAGUGUGCCAAAGUAUAGACAUAAGGAAUAGCGUGGAUCAAUUUUCAAAACUGGAAGGAUGUCGAGUGGUCGAGGGCUUCGUGCAAAUUCUCUUGCUCUACAAUGCGAACCACACGGCCUACGCCAACAUCAGUUUUCCCGAACUAGUGGAGAUCACCGGAUAUCUUUUUUUGUACAGAGUGAACGGAUUGAGGAGCAUCGGCCAUCUGUUUCCAAACCUGACGAUCAUUCGCGGGCAUUCUCUUUUUAUCAAUUACGCCUUGGUGGCAUUCGAGGUGAUGCAGCUGCAGGAGAUCGGUCUCCACUCGCUGACCAACAUACUGCGUGGGUCCGUGCGAUUCGAAAAGAACCCAUCACUGUGUUAUGCCGAUACCAUCGACUGGAACAUCAUCGCCAAAGCCGGCAAGGGAGAGCACGUCAUAUCAGGUAACAAACUAACGAACGGAUGUCCGGUGUGCGAAAAAAGCUGUCCGGGAAAGCCAACCAAACCCGACGAGACCAUGUGCUGGAAUCGACAACACUGCCAACGAAUAUGCGACAAGUGCGGGGACGGCGCCUGUGACGAUACGGGAACGUGCUGUCAUCCUUUCUGCUUGGGGGGAUGCACAGGACCGACAGCCAAAGACUGUAAAGCGUGCAAGAAUUUGUUGGUGAAUGGUAAUGAGUGCAUGGAUCGUUGCCCGAACGGCACCUACGAGUUCAUGAACCGACGUUGCGUCGAGGAGCAGGAGUGUCGUGAGCUGUUGAAGCCGCGCGAAGCGUUAGACAGUGUCCAGAAUUGUCCGUACAAGCCGUUCAACGGUAGCUGUGUGAUCGAGUGCCCGGCCGGUUACAUGGACGUCGGAAUCGGCAAAAAAAUGUCCUGCAAGAAGUGCGAGGGUCCAUGUCUUAAGGAGUGUUCCGCCACGAACGUGGACAGCAUCUCUUCCGCGCAAAAGCUCCGCGGGUGCACGCACAUCAAGGGCAGCCUGGAGAUACAGAUACGCGGCGGGAAGAGCAUUGUGAAGGAGCUCGAGGAAAGUUUGAGCAUGAUCGAGGAGAUAGACGGCUAUCUGAAGAUCGUCAGAAGUUUCCCGCUGAUAUCCUUCAACUUUCUCAAAAGGCUACGCAUAAUACGCGGUAACGUCCUCGAGAACGGCAAAUACACUCUCUCCGUGUUCGAUAAUCAAAAUCUUCAGGAGCUCUGGGACUGGAGCACACAUAAGAACAUCACCAUCUUGUCUAAAGCGGGUCCCCCCAAGAUCUUCUUUCAUUUUAACCCGAAACUAUGUCUGUACAAGAUCGAAACGUUGCGCGAGAAAGCCAAGCUGGACGAGUUCACCGAUUAUGACGUGGCGCCUGAUAGCAACGGGGACAAGAUCGCCUGCAACAUCACCGAGCUGAAGACCAGGGUCGUCAAGAAAACUUCUAGAGGUGCGAUUAUCGAAUGGGAAGCCUUUAUGCAUCAUGACACGAGGUCCCUUUUGGGAUACGUCGUUUACUUUAUCGAAGCGCCUAGGACAAACGUCAAGAUGUACGAUGGUCGCGAUGCUUGCGGCGGCGACGGCUGGAGGGUCGAAGACGUUUCCGCCGAGAUGCCGACGGCUUACAACAACACGAUACCACAAAAGUCUUUUGUUCUCACUCACAUAUUGACCCAGCUGAAGCCGUAUACUCAGUACGCUUACUACGUCAAGACUUACACCAUAGCCACGGAGAGAUCUGGUGCGCAGAGCAUGGUCAAGUAUUUCACGACUCUACCGGACAUACCUAGCUCGCCCAGGGCCUUAUCAACCUACAGCAACUCUAGCAGCGAAUUGGUCAUGUCCUGGUUACCGCCGCUCCACAAAAAUGGAAAUCUGACGCAUUAUCGAAUAAUCGGUCGCUGGGAGCCCGAUGACCCGAACUUCAUCGACCAGAGGAACUACUGUGACGAACCUAUGUUAUUACCCGAGAAAAAACCAAUGUCCGUCAUGGUGGAAGAAGAGAAGAAGCGUGCCGAAGAAGAGAGGGAUCAGUCGACAAAACAGUUCGAUAUAGGUUCUUGCGACUGUGCGGAUCGCGAGAUGGAUCAGUCGAUGCGUGAGAAAGAAGUUUCCAGUUCGAUCGCCUUUGAGAAUGCUUUACACAAUCAAGUCUACGUGAAACGAAAUGUAAACGUGAACGUGCGUAGAAGACGCGACGUUCUGGAAACAUUGCAACAAUACGGAGAUUCUAAUAACAACCAGGACGAAGAAGGCAGUAAUAAUAAAAUCGAAAAUGGUACAUACACAGCGUUCGAGGUAUUAGUACCGAGUACAAAUCUUACAUACGCUAUGAAGAAUCUCCGGCACUUCGCUGCGUAUGAUAUCGAAGUUCAAGCCUGCAGGAAACAGGUCAAUGAGACGGAUAUAAAAAAUUGUUCGACGAAGAGCAUGAAAACGUAUCGAACGUUGGCUAUGGAAAGUGCAGAUAAUAUUCCACCGAAUACUUUUCGACUGAGUAUCUCCGGAGAGAAUAACAGUCUCACCAUUGUCAAAUUGUAUUGGGACGAGCCACCUCAACCCAAUGGCCUAAUUGUCACAUACCAAAUCGAAUAUAAAAGAAUAGACAUAAAAAAUAUAAAGCCAACAGUGGUGUGCAUUACAAGACGCGAUUUUACCAAUGCGGCUAACUCGUACCUCUUGAAAGACCUUCCCGCUGGAAAUUAUUCUGUAAAAGUUCGAGCUACGAGCUUAGCUGGGAAUGGCGCGUAUACCGAACUAAAAUAUUUUUAUAUAGAGGAAUACGGCACGCUCAGUACAUUCUGGAUUUUGUUCUUGUCAUUUUCUUUCAUCAUCAUAAUUUUAGUUUUCAUGGGGGCGUUUCACGUGUGUAGAAGAAAAUUAUCGGGAAAUGCUAGUAUAAUUAUCGCGACGGUGAAUCCGGAAUACGUGAGCACCGUAUACGUGCAGGACGAUUGGGAAGUGUCCAGAAAGAAUAUCGAGUUGUUACGGGAAUUAGGAAAUGGUUCUUUCGGUAUGGUAUACGAGGGAGUGGCGAGGGAAUGGCGAGGGAGGGAUGUUGUGAAGAGCAAACCGGAAGUACGAUGCGCCGUGAAGACUGUAAAUGAAAAUGCGACCGAUCGUCAACGCAUAGAAUUUCUCAACGAGGCCUCUGUAAUGAAGGCUUUCAAUACACAUCAUGUGAUUAAAUUGCUGGGUGUAGUAUCACAAGGUCAACCUACACUGGUAGUUAUGGAGCUCAUGGUGAAUGGUGAUCUAAAGACAUAUUUGAGGAGCCAUCGGCCGGAUGUUUGCGAGAAUUUUUCCAGACAACCGCCGACGUUGAAGAGAAUUAUACAAAUGGCGGUCGAAAUCGCGGACGGUAUGGCUUAUCUCGCUGCGAAAAAAUUCGUUCACAGAGAUUUGGCUGCGCGCAAUUGUAUGGUAGCUGAGGACCUCACCGUGAAAAUCGGCGAUUUUGGGAUGACGAGAGACAUAUACGAAACCGAUUACUAUAGGAAAGGAACCAAGGGACUUCUACCUGUCCGAUGGAUGGCACCGGAAAGUUUGAAAGACGGUGUAUUCACCAGUUUUUCGGACGUGUGGAGCUAUGGAGUUGUUUUGUGGGAAAUGGUAACACUGGCUUCGCAACCGUAUCAGGGCUUGUCAAACGAUCAGGUGUUGCGUUAUGUGAUAGAAGGAGGAGUCAUGGAACGACCAGAAAAUUGUCCUGAUUCACUAUACAACUUGAUGAGGUGCACUUGGAGCUAUAAAGCCACGAGAAGACCUACCUUCAUAGACAUCGCAACGAUGUUACUGCAAGAAGUUAAUAUAGAGGCCUUUGAGAGGGUUAGCUUUUACCACAGUCCAGAAGGAAUCGAAGCUCGAAAUCAAAAUAGUUCGCAUUCACCGCAAAAUGACAAAGACUUAGAAAUGGCCGCUCUACAAGAUUUGCGAGAGGAAGAAAUCGAAGGCGAAGAAGAUUCGCCGCUACGUCAGGAUUUUGGCGAUUUCGCAAGUUUUGAGUCUACCAGUAUUAAAAACAACACGAGCCCGCGAUAUAUAAACGCGUACAGUGAAAAUCCGAAAGCCCUUUCCACUUUCCAUGACAUGAACUCGUCGAAGGUACCUCUUAAAGCUGGAUUCGACGAUUUCGAUGGCGUCUCCGGAGAUUCGCUUGCAUCUAGUAAGGACACGUUGAACGUGCCUUUUGUAGAAGACAGCCUUAAAUCGGUCAAGAGUUCGCCUUUUAUACAAAACAAAAAUACAUCUCGCAGUAACGUAAGUCAUGUUUCUCUGGGAAAGUCCGGGAGUCCUCAGAGUUUAGUCAAGAGAAACUUUCUCGAUAGUCCAAAUCCCUCGUGUAAACCCCGCGGUAAUCCCGAUUACGAAAAUCGAAGUCCUGAAAUUAUGUUGGUCCACGAGAAGAUGGAGAUCACCUCGUCACACGUGAAUUUUCCGUCUAUGGACGCUAUAGAUAUUGAUAUUAACGGUGACAAAAGUGAAAGCAAGAGCAUGGGCGAGUAUGUGAACAAGCCGGAAACAUUGAAUAACGGUUACAUAGGUAACACCACCACGUAGCUUCGUCGAUAUCCCAACAUUAAUCGGCGUCCUAUGUGGAACACACGUAUGAGACAACUUGAAAAUUGAUUAUUCUCGGAGAAAAUCGACACGAAUAUUUCAGCAAAAAGGCAGUGUCUGUGCCAAAUUAAUAAGCACAUUGGGUCGCAGUUUCGAGAGAAUCGCAUUGGGAACAGUGGUUUACGUAUAUGAAAGGCUGCGUUUUGAGAUUCCUCUUGUGUGCGUGAAGCACCGCUCAAUGUGCUUCUUUUAGACUAACAUAAGUUGUACUCAUAAGUUUACAUUUUAAAUCUCUAGACAUAACUAAGCAGGUCCUAACAAGCAAGUGAAGUUUUCUUAUACGGGUGUUACCAUGUCUUAAUUCCGUCUCUCUAAAUGUAACUAAAUAUUGCUACGCGUGUACAGCUAAUUAUAUAUUUGUUGCGCUGAGAUGUAUGUCGGAGAGAAAGAGCGAAUAUAUUUAUAUCAGAUACUGUCUUUUUGAAGCUAUCGUUGUAACAUACGUUAAUAUGAGAAAUUUAGCCUUAGCUAAAAACACCGUUAUUGUGGAGUCACACGGAGCUCCAGUUUAAGCCAAACGUCUCAAUUCGAAAUUGGGCUAUACGAAAGAAAAUUGCGGAUAUCUUUCCGGUGACGGCAGCGCCAUGCUGAGAUAUUCGCUGACAAAUGUAUGGCAGCCCAUCUCCCCAUUAACUAUUUAGCAUGUAAGCAUGUAUCAAAGAAUUGAGCAGGUUGAUUAUUUGUAUCAUAGGAUUUUUGUUUAAUUUUCAGUCGCAAGGUACGCUAGUUUCUAAUGCUAUAAGUACUAUAUAUUUGUAUAGCAUCGGUUUAUUUUCCGACUUUUAAUAAUAAGUAUAGCGAGACAAAAUGGCGAUUGGGUUAAUUGUUGUGUUGGUAUGAUAUUUUGUUUGCAGAAAGAAAGAGAGAGAGAGGGAAAGAGAGAAAGAGAAAGAUAACGCAUUUUAUAAAUUAUAUAAAGUAUAUAUAAAAUGUGAAUUUGCGCCUGGUCGCCACUUUGUACGAUUUUAGGCUUUGAACUCGUACAAUAGCAUAGAUUCGAUAUAUUUGUUGGAAAAUAUAUAUAUAUAUACACACAAAUAUAGAGAAGGUGAUUCAGAAUAUAUAAGUCAACUUAGCAAAUAUAUAUAUAUAUAUAUGUAUAUAUAUGUAUAUAUAUAUAUGUAUAUAUAUGUAUAUAUAUAUAUAUAUAUAUAUAUAUAUAUAUAUAUGUGUGUGUGUGUGUGUGUACACACAUAUACAUAUAUCGCGCGUUCUUCUGAUUUACAAAUUUCUAUUAUAUUUAUGUUUUUUUUAUAUUGUUUUAAUGUUUUUGACUUUAUUAUAUUGGUUGAUCUAAGGUUCUGAAUCCACCAAUCGCUCGAUGUAUAACAGGAGAAUUAGAGAGUAAGGAUCUCUUCAAGUUGAAAGCCUCAGUAACGAAAAAACGGUUGCGGUGCAAAGAGUUUAUAUGAAAACACACUUUGUUAUCGUACAAUUGUGGCACAGAUUACUAAAUGAGGCCGAUUAGUAUUUACAGCUUUAUCAUUUUCGAUAUCGACGUGAUAAUGUCUUAAUCCCGAAACUGUCAAGUAUCGCUAAAAGAUUUAAUAAUGUUAAUUUGAACGGCGCCCUACUCUCGUUUCUCAUUCUGUCUAUCUAGACAAUAUAGCGAAUGUAGACAUCCAACAAAGCAAACCAACACGAAACAAAACUAUACCGUGUGUCUGAGAAGUUUCGGGACCGAGCGAGUAAAAAAUCUUAAUAUAAUCUACGAAAGAAACUUCAUAUCCGUGUAAUCCCCACUAAACCUUCGAACACUGCAUUAAUGUUUCUCCAGCGAGCAUCAAAUAACUUUGUCAAAAAUUUCUCGUAUUAUCAUCGACUCUGUCCCGAGACUUUUCCAGCUUUUAUCUUGUACAUACGACAUAGGCUACGCGUCUAUGUAACGAUACUAUUUCGUGGAGCCGGCAUAUGAAACCAUCGCCUCCGUCAGCGUCUUCCAAGCAGGACGCGUUCCUCACUAAUGAUAGCUACCACAUCUUUUUUGAUCGAGAGUCAAUGUAUUUAUCCUGUAAGGAUCCACAAGCCGUGCAAUUCGCAGUCAUGAGUCAUGAUGAAUUUCCAUAUCGUGCAAUAGUGUCGUCCGUGUUAAGCUUAUCGCUCCGCAAAUGGGACUGUUCGCAGCAGCUCACACGUUCAUCCGCGCAAGAUACAUCCGUUCCGCCCCGGGCGGUCCGUUUCUGCGUCGCUCCACGAAAUAGCUGAAAUUCAGAGGCAUACCACGUGCUUUUGAGUAGACGAGAGAACGUAGACUGUCUUAGCCCGGUGAGAAAACAAGAUCGAUUGCGACGGACGGAAAGACCCGUUGAAUAGCCUCGUGCAUUCGUUGCAAUUGUGAGAUAAUUAAUAUCGGACGCGCGAGUCCUAAUACGGAACAAGCUAUGGGAAGAGAAUUUAUACGAGCAACGCAAUGCAAUGCAGUUGAGUCUAGACAUAACGAGCCUCUAACACAAGACUGAUUAGCUAAUCCCACUGUACAUCCGUAAUCUCUCAGUAAGUUAAAGAUACAAGACAAAAUGGUAGAAGUUCCACAUCGUUUCCAUAUCCACAAACGACUCUCCCCGCCCGCCCACCUAUCCUCUGCCCUCGUCCCCUCUGUUUUAUUAUACUGUUUGUUUCGCCAUACGUCCGCUCGAAGGUAUAUACUUAGUCCAUCUCGAUAUUUAUUUAACGCGAUCUGUAGUUGCCUCUUCGUUCCUACAACGUCGCGUUCAUUAUCGCCGUGCCACUUUGGUUCGUCGCCGCUUUUAUCGGGACAGAUACGUGUGAUAGAAUAUACAAUAUACAUGCUAGAACUGUCCUAAGCUGUUUGACGUUGAUCCUUCUUUAAUGCGCUUCUCUGAAAUAACGUUCUUGGUUGGAAAGGUUCAAAUUAAACGUGUAAUAUAUAUGUACAUAUAUAUUACAGUCAAUUAAGGCCCGCGUCGAAUAUCCAUUAAAGUCCAGAAAUGUUAGACACUUUAUCGUCCAUUUACUUUGCCGAGGAAUUUGACUCACGCGAACCCCAGUCUCUUUCUCACCCGAGUCUCCGUGGAGAUCAUCUCGCUGAGGAAAGAGCCAAAUCCGAAAUCGUGGAAUUUUUUCACUAAGGGAAUAACGCGUUAUAGUCCCAAGGCACACCGUGUAUAUCAACGACUAAAGUACCAGUGACCUAAUAGCAAGUACCUACUCUAUAUUCGUAAUGUUUUACAUGUAUCGUACGUCAAGUAAGUCGCGAUAUCACAGAUUGUAUCUACAGACGAUGCGGAGGAGGGAACAUGUGAUGAAUUAAUAAUAUGUAAAAAUAAAAUUCAUUUUGUGCGACGAACAUCGGGACGCGUCAUCGCUGUCGUGAAUUCGGUUGCCCUGUUUUUUUGGCACUCCGACACUCUUUUUUUUUUUUCCUCGUAAAGCACACCGUUUCAUUCUUUCUCUCAGCUGUCACUCCACAGCUAUCCUGAACUGACGGUCACGCGGUUGCCUGUUUCUUUUCUCAUACGCAAAAAUUCUCCGUUUGCUACCAACGUGCCAACGAACUAAGCGAAUAAACGUUAAUCUGCUAGAAUACUAUUACCUCCGAUCGAGCGAUUCGUGUAAUCUUUAUUCUACCACCUGAGUCAUCGACCGAGUGUUGUCGGACCACGUCGCGAUUGUGUACUUACGGUCUCGGACUCACGAUGAAUCUUUUUUUCUGUUUUUAUUUUUUUUUUUCUCGUCCUUUGCAGCUCCCGCGACUUUUCAUUUAACAUGGACGAUCUGUUUCCCUUCCUCUCCUCGAAGUUCUUUGAACGCGGAACGCGUGCGAGACACGCGUUUGGAAAGGACGAAAGGCGGUUUUACGGCAGAUCAAGAUGUACGUUGUGAACGCGUUUGAUCUUCGGAAAUCAAGCAGAAAAAGGAACACGAUUGACGACAGAUUAAAUCAUCAGUCGCCACGGCUGAUGUAUCAUAAAAAUAAUGAUAAUAGUAAUAAUAAUAAUAAUAAGCCUCGCUCGUAUUCCGUAUAUUUAGUAUAACGAAUGAACAGUUAUAAAACGCUUAGACCAUGUCGCGUACUAUGUACGAAGUAAGGUAUCGUAAGGUUAAUACGAAAUGUUUCCUAUAUGGCCGCGAGUCUCCGUAUUGUGUAAGGAAAACGGCGCGCGAUCGCUGGAUUAGGCCUAUAGUUUGAGGUAUAGCUCUGUAAUAUAUUAGAUUAAACUGGGAUUAAGGUAGCAUGUAAUUGUGUCUGAAAAAAUUGUGCAACUAUAAAAGCGCAAGAGAAGAAGAGUGUGCCUGUUGACGCAUGUGUCGAUCAAUUUAGAAAGUGUGUGAGAUUGGAUGUUCUCGUUUGUUGUAAUGUAAAAUGUAAUGUAAAUCGUAAGGCGGACAUACACGGGUGGAAGGCCGAGCGCCGGGAUCAAUGUACAUCUGUAUCAACGAUAGGGAAGAUCGAGGAAUAACAGGGACAUGACAGGGAGAAUGUUAUUUUCCGUCGUCGACUCACGCACGGAUUUAAAGCGUGCGUGCGUGCGCGCGCGCGAGUAAAUUCAACCAACUUUCCGUUCGCUCCGAUCAUCCUUCCUGAGACUGAAGCGUAACUCGUUCGUUGCAAACGUCGCGAAAAGCGUCGACGCGAUUAUUCCAUCGAUCCAUAAUAUAUUUAUUUGUAUUUAUUCGAAAUGAGACACACACACACACACACACACACACACACACAGAUGACUCUUUUUUAGGACAACCGCAACUCGAGAAGUUGCUAACUCAUUGGUCAAUGUUGAUAAAUCUUUUGCACUUGAGCAAAUAUACGAGCGUUACGGUGAUUCUCAAUCCCUGCUGCAAUUGAUAUAUCACGCCCUUCAUACUUCGUGAACGUUUUUUCCCCGGAGUAAACUCGAUUUGUAUUGGUUUCAUGUUGAAUUUCUCACAGGCCGAUAUUUUCCCCACUAUUCUUUCCUCAUCGAAGGUAAACUUUUGCCGCUUACGCCCGCUAUAAAAUUCUCCAAAACGGAAGCCAUCGUGCGAGGCCUCGUCUUUCUUCUUUUCAAAUUAUAACAACUUUGAGUAACAUUGUCCCACAUUUUCUACGCGGCUCCCGUUCAUCUUAAAUUUUGUUCGUAGAUACACUGAAAAAAGAUACUUAACAAUUUUUAUCUGUGGGAUGUAAAGUUUAUUUCUUUGCGAAUAAAUUUUAUAUGCCACGAAUAAAAAUUUAUUUUCACAAAUCAGAUUUUCAUUUCUUUCCUCUUAGAGCUUCCCUUGUUACGAUUGUUGUAUUUAAAAACAAAGUUGAUAGACAAAAUUCCCGAAACCGCAUCGCGCAUGUAUAUCACACUCUCUCGCUAUGCUGUUCUUGAGAUUCUUUCGUUAUAUUCUUUUGUACGCCGCAUUAUAUGCGCAAGUACAUCAUCCAGACAGACUAUUUAUUUUCCGUCAGUGUUCAAACAGACUUACCGUUUCUCGCGAUAGAUGUUACUCAACUAUGCAACCGCUCAAUACUGCAUUGCUCAAGCCCCGUAUCAGUCUAACAGUACCGACAGCACCGUGAAAAACGAACGAAACGUUAUGAAUCCUGCAUUAUUUUAUAUCGCAUUCAAGAUACAGGCAGUCAAGGUCUUUUCAGUUCGACGGAAAAUGAAGAAAAUGCUUCUAUACUUUCCAUAUCUUUCAUGUUUUCCUUUUACUUUUGCACGGUCAUAAACUUACGAGAAAUUUAGGCCGCGUUACAACUACGCGAUACCCGUUCCAAGCUGAGUCUCUUUAGUUUUACCGGGAAUGCACUCGCUCUUUUAAGUGCGGGUACAUUUCUUUUUUUUUUUUUUGUAUGUAUUCUCCGUAAUUCAAAUUAUACAACGGGAAUGUACUUUCUCUCUGUGUAUGCCCGAGCUGUGUUAAAACUUUACAGAUGACUUCAUCGUAAAUAUUAGUCACAUUUACAAAAUAGAAAUGUUCUCUCGCGUUAAAACGUAAAUUUAUAAUAUAACAGAAAAUAUUUUGAUAAAACGAACCCGUAUAUCUCUUCGAUUUCUCGUGUUUUGACAGAGGAAAUGUAAUCUGCACGCAGUGACACUUUAUUCUGCUGCGCACGCGCGUGUACAAAUGGACAAAUAUGAAUAAUAUAUUAUUAAUUUUA
Odontomachus brunneus is the source of this 12905-nucleotide messenger RNA. RefSeq names its product insulin-like receptor (gene InR-2). The transcript is spliced from 12 exons. Gene Ontology annotation, molecular function: insulin receptor activity; ATP binding; insulin receptor substrate binding. Bases 1640 to 6754 code for a protein of 1704 amino acids. Gene Ontology annotation, cellular component: membrane; insulin receptor complex; axon. The record is from RefSeq and is a predicted model, not a curated record. Gene Ontology annotation, biological process: positive regulation of phosphatidylinositol 3-kinase/protein kinase B signal transduction; protein phosphorylation; glucose homeostasis. NCBI's taxonomy places the organism in Eukaryota, Metazoa, Arthropoda, Insecta, Hymenoptera, Formicidae.